AUGGACAAGACAGGGUUGUCGCAGAAAGCAGGGUCACUCGUGCUCCUACUGCUGGCGUCAAGUCUGCUUCUGUGCAAGAGCGCAGCCCCCCUGCCCAUCUGCCCCAGCGGGGCUGUCAACUGCCAGGUGUCCCUCCGAGACCUGUUUGACCGCGCCGUCAUCCUGUCUCACUACAUCCAUAAACUCUCCUCAGAAAUGUUCAGCGAAUUUGAUGAACGAUAUGCCCAGGGCCGGGGGUUCAUUACCAAGGCCAUCAACAGCUGCCACACUUCAUCCCUCUCUACCCCUGAGGACAAGGAGCAGGCCCAACAGAUCCGGCACGAAGACCUCCUGAACCUGGUCCUCGAGGUGCUGCGCUCCUGGAACGGCCCUCUCUACCAUCUGGUCGCGGAAGUGCGCGGCAUGCAGGAGGCCCCCGAUGCCAUCCUGUCGAGAGCGAUAGAGAUCGAAGAACAGAACAAACGCCUCUUGGAGGGCAUGGAGAAGAUAGUCGGCCAGGUUCACCCUGGAGUGAAAGAAAACGAGGUCUCCUCCGUGUGGGCGGGACUGCCGUCCCUGCGGAUGGCCGAUGAGGAUGCUCGCCUCUUCGCUUUUUAUAACCUGCUCCACUGCCUGCGCAGGGAUUCGCAUAAGAUCGACAAUUACCUCAAGAUCCUGAAGUGCCGCAUCGUCCACAAUAGCAACUGCUAAGCCCACAUCCUGCCCACCGACGUCUGGGACGGCCCGUCAUGAGCCAUCCCGUCACGAGCCAUCCGUGGUAAUUUCUUUCAGGCUUACUGCAUUUGAAUGCAUGCUUGGGUGGAAUGGGUCUCAUCUUAAAAAAUAAAAACUGAUGCCUAGAGACGCCAAAAUCAGAAAACGCAGUGUGUCAAAGUUUCUUAUCUUCAUUUAAUAGAAAAUCAAAAGAAGACCCAUCACUGUCAUUGAGCAGUUCCUAUAAAAACUUCUCACAAAGAGCAGAAGCUAGCAUGACAAAUCAGACCAUUAGCAGCUUACUUAGAACCACAGUAAUUAUUAGGGUCAAGUUAUUAGAAUCAAAGAACUAGAUAAUUAUUAACCAUGCUGGCUACCCAGAAGACUGAAUUCUCGGAACCCUUCACGCAAGCCUGCUACAUGCCACCAGCUGUCGGCCUCGGGGCAGGUGGACAGGUGGGGCUGCGAUGCACCCAAAGAGCGGGAGGUUUGCCUGACCGACUAGGAACUGUGAGGUGACUGUCUCAGUCUGUCCGGGCCACUGUCCCAAAGUAUCGCAGAGAUAAACAACAGGAAUGUGUCCCCACAGCACGGUCAGGGGAGGGCCCUCCUCCUGGCCAG
This is a messenger RNA of Manis pentadactyla (Chinese pangolin), 1314 nucleotides long. RefSeq names its product prolactin (gene PRL). The transcript is spliced from 5 exons. Gene Ontology annotation, molecular function: prolactin receptor binding; hormone activity. The record is from RefSeq and is a predicted model, not a curated record. The coding region runs from base 1 to 690 and encodes 229 amino acids. Gene Ontology annotation, biological process: positive regulation of receptor signaling pathway via JAK-STAT; mammary gland development; positive regulation of lactation. Gene Ontology annotation, cellular component: extracellular region. Lineage: Eukaryota; Metazoa; Chordata; Mammalia; Pholidota; Manidae.